Messenger RNA from Aedes aegypti (yellow fever mosquito), 5254 nucleotides. RefSeq names its product trafficking protein particle complex subunit 11 (gene gry). NCBI's taxonomy places the organism in Eukaryota, Metazoa, Arthropoda, Insecta, Diptera, Culicidae. The transcript is spliced from 9 exons. Gene Ontology annotation, cellular component: cytoplasm. The record is from RefSeq and is a predicted model, not a curated record. The coding region runs from base 374 to 4600 and encodes 1408 amino acids.
UCAUCAUCGUCGUCAUUAGCUCAUCAUCUCGGGGUUUCUGUGCGAAAAAUUUUGUCAUCAUCCGUGUUCCGCGACGAUUGUCCGCAGGUUUUCCCAUCGAAUCCUCCCCCAGAAUUCGAUUCCGUUCGUUAGUUUCGUUUCCGCACCACAGUCCAUUGGAUUGAUGUUCCCUGGGAGAGCGUGGAACGCGUCGCGAGUGAAUUGUCGGUGAUUAUUUCGAGGGCUGGGGAAAUCUGCAUCGGGGCUUCGGGUUUGAUAAGCGAGAAAGUAGUGUCAUCAUCAAUCGGCAACCUUGGACGAGUAAUUUUUAGGAGGAGCUAACCGUGCGACAGAUCGGAGGCCGGAAUCGUUCCGAAGAGAGAGGGAGGAAGUGAUGACCCUGGAUUCUAGCGUGCUGCCAUCGGAGCUGGUCACAACUGCUCAGCCACUGGUUGGACUGUCCGGAUUGGAAGUGCACCGAAAUGCCACCCACAAAACCAUUUGGGAUGCGUUCCACAACACCAAGAAACCGGAGAGCGAGUCGAUCCAGUACAAACUGCUUCCGGUGAACUAUGAGUUUCCGGUUUCGAAACCGAAGCGACAGUCCUACGAAUGGUACCAUCCCAAAGGGAUCCUCAAACGGAAUUGGAUGCUGAAGCAUCUUCACGUUCUUCCAGCCGUGGUGGUUCUCUUUCAAGAUUUAGAAUGGAACGACCCGCAGUGGAGCGAAAAGCAGCGGGAUUGCGCUUCCAUGAUCCAAUCGAUGAAGAAUUCCCUCCAAGGUCGUCACACUCGGCUGGUGGUGGUUUUGCUUCAGAAGGGUUCCUCACUGCCACAAGGUAGCGAUGACCUCUUGGCCUCCGAACGGGCUGCCCAUCUGACGAACAAUUGCGACAUCAACGCCAAAAUGCUCUUUGUGCUCACACACAACGACCACCUGAUGGGCCAGAUUAUGCGAUUGCAGUCCGCCUUCCUGGAGCUGGCCCAAUCCUGCUACACGCAAAUCAUGAAGCAAAUCCGCUCGCACAGGGAUCAGCUCACCGAGAACCACAAGAUGCUCAAGAUAAGGCAUCUGUUCAAGUUGGGAUUCAUCUCGGAGCUCAAACUUGAUCAGCUGAAUGCCCUGAAACACUACCGCCAAACCUACGCCAAUCUGGACGAGCUGCGGAUCGUCGAUACCAAUUGUCUCGAAGUUAAAACCAUCGCCGGGUUCGUCAACUACAAAAUCUGUCGGCUGUACUUCAAGGUGAACGCCCCGAAGGAUUCGAUUUCCCACUUCAAAACCCACAUCAACAAGUACCGCAGCCGGACCGGAUUCAAGGAACUGGUGUUCGAGCACUGGGCCUGGCUCAGCGUGCAGUACAGUGCGUUCGGGGAGCUGUUCUGCGAAGCGGUCAAGAACGGGCUGGCUCCGCUGCAGACGCAACACCCGGGGAUCUACUUCCACAAGGCGGCCGAAUACAUCGGCAAGCGGAAGGAAGCGUUUCUGCAGUGCACGGCACUGGGGCCACCGCCGAUCGGGGGUGGCGACGGGCAACCGGCGGGACCGGAUGGCAAGCCCACGACCAAUCCGAAUUCCGCCCUGUACAGUGACUUUUUCGGCAUUCGGGGCGCCAAAACGGGUGAACCCGUAUCGGAGCAGCAAAUCAUCUGUCUGGUGCAGGAGAUGGAGAAAGCCUACAACCAUUCGGCGGCCAUCAUCAUCCUACUGGGGCAGGCGAUGGCCCAGUACAAGGUCUACAAAUGUCUGCGCUUCCGGAAGAAACUUGCCAUCGACAUGGCCGAGGAGUACCUCAAGAGUGGCGACCACUCGAAAGCCCUCACUCUGUACUCGUUGAUGCUUUCGGACUAUCGGGUCGACAAGUGGUACACCAUAUUCACCGAAGUCCUGCUGAAAACCCUCCGUUCCGCGUAUCUUUCGGCUUCGGUGCCUCAUUUUGUAGAGUGCAGCAUCGAAUCCCUGUCGCCUCGGAUCGCCAUGGACAAAGCGGAACGUAUCUUGAUUCUGGAAAAUCUCUGGAAGGUCUUCCACAACGUGUCUCCGGUGUCGAGCAGUCAGAUAGCUCCGGAGUUGUCCGCCAACUGGCAAACGGCUCUGACGUCCUUCAGCAGUCCCAUCAAGCUGGAUCUCGAUCGAUUGAACGAUCUACUCGAAUGCAAGAUCACGUUCGAUCAACGCCAAAUCAAAAACGAUGAAAAGUUAUGCCUGCAGUUGUAUGUCCGGUCCAUUGUAGAAGUUCCUUUGAAGUUGAAAAAUUUCUCCGUCCUCCUGACGGAUCUCAAGUCCAGCGCAGUCCGAGUUCCGGCCAUACAGUACUGUGAGUAUGCUCCGAACGAAGAUAUCCCAGAGGGUGCUCUGAAACCAAUUGAGGAGUUCAUCUUGGAACCCCACAAGUGCUACAGAAUUGUAUUCGUCGGCGAACGGUACCAGUUCAUGGAGAACGUCGAUGUCCACAUUUUCCGAUUGGAGAUGCAAAUGGGCUCGGAUCGAACGUAUGCGGUUUUGUCCAUGAGAGAGAAGCUGAACAUACAAAAGGGAUUCAAAAACUACAAUCCGCACCAGGAUUGUAUGGAGCAGAUCGCUGUGAUAAGUUCGUGUUAUAUCAUUCCAACAUUCCAUCUAGGAUCGCAAACCAAACAAAACAGUCAGCCAAUGUUGACCAACGAGUUCUAUCGAAUUACGACGAAAAUUAUGAACAAUUCGGAUCUCUGCCUACAGAACGUUGGUGUUAGCAUCAAUGUGCCGCAAAAUUUGCGAAAUAAUGUAUUCCUUACAACCGAUUUGGGCAGUCCUCUUCAGAAAAUUAGUUCCCAGGUGCAGAUCGACAUCGGUGAACUGCAGAUGCAAUCCACCAGUAGCGUAUCGUACUACGUAACCAGUCUGGUCGAGGGUAACAUUGAACUGCGCCAGCGAUUGUACUACCAAACGCAGAAUCUCCACCAAACGAAACCAUCGCUGGUGCUAACGAGCGUGACGGAUUCGCCAUCGACUCCCAACAGCGAGAAGGAGGAUCUGGCCAAGCUGCUGGCCAGCGAUCGCACCGGACAAAAGUAUACCAACAGUCACAACGUGAAGAUCGAGAAUUUGAACGAGGAACAAGUGCGCAAGAUCAAGGAGGAUACGAUCGUGGUACCGUGCGUGGAGGAGAUCAAACUGAGCGGUCGAUUCUACACGCUGAGCCGACAGUCGCUGACGAGGGCAUACAAGAGCGAAGACUUCCUGCUGCGGGUCAACAUGGAGGUCAAGGCCCCGGACGGUGUGGACGUGCUGGAGACGCAGUUUAUUAGUGACCACAACAUAAUCGAGAAGCCUUACAAAGGUCAACAGCGCAUCGCGGGGACAAAGUUGCGCCCGGGAACCCGUUUUGAAGACCUGCGACUGCUGAACUCCAUUAACUGCAGCCGGGAUUGGAUCAUGCAAGGCGACUAUCUGAACAACGAUGUUCAGCUAACUUUCAGCCGCAGCCGGACUCCGGAUCAUGGUGCUGCCCUGCAGGUGCCAGCGUCGUCCAAUCGUGUACCACCGGACGACCAGUUCAAUCGGAGUUUGCUGGCAAAACUCCCAACCAACGCAACUAUUAUCGGUAGCACCAAUGCAAACCUCACGAAUCAGUUGAGCCUACCACUAACGAGUUCAUCCUCAUCUUUCAAUGCUGCCUCCACGGGAUCUUCUCCGGUGCCUCCUCCUCUCCAAAACCCAGGAUCCGCCAUGACUUCCUCGACCGGAAGUGCCGACGAUUUUAAGGUGAAACCCUUAACUACCUCUAGCGGAUCAGGACCUGGAGCAGGUGGAGAUCAGCAGAUGGAGGAUUUCGGGAAAAGUUUAACCAAGUUGAAGAACAUCUACAACCACACGAUUGACUGUGUUCAACUGACCAACAACGAACGAAAUGGGUUCAUCAAUGCUGCGCUAUGUACCGUGUCGCCUGUGGUCGUUCCGGUAACAACAGGUGCACCUAAGGGUCGUCCUGUAGAAACCACCGGGAACGACGUAAGCAGCACGUUAAGGGAGAAGGUGCUAAUCUUUGGUGUCUACUGCAUCCGGUGGUGUCGCAGCAGUUCUCCCAACAUGAUCAAUGAGGCAAAAUUUGUGAUUAAUGGCAUUGAAGUGAUAGAUCCUCCGCUGAACAUCUACUGCUACUUGGAAGAGAAGAUGUACGUUCGGGUGCCGAUGACUCUGCGAGUGACCUUAAAGAAUCCCACGCGGAGGAUCAUCCAACUCCACGCAUUGCUGAACAGCUCUGAUAGUUUCAUGUUUUCCGGUCACCGACAGCUGAAUGUUACCAUAUUUGCCUUUUCGUCGUACGACCUGCUGUUCAAUCUGUACCCCUUGAAGGCGGGUUGGCAGCCGCUUCCAGAGUUACAGCUUAGUUAUGUCCAUCAAGUUGGUACCGGUGGAGCCCCAUCAGUCAACAGUGGACCACAGUCCGGGAAGGGAACUCCAGUGCCACCGGGAAUGAACAGCACCAGUGAUUCGACUAGCAAUACUCAACCAUCCGGUAUCGAUCCGAGUGAUCCAACCGGUGAAAAUGUCGAGGCGAAACUAAAAGCCGAACUGGACUCGCUGGUCAAACGAUGGAUGCCCAAAAUGGUUUUCAUUCAUCCUCCAACGCGGAAGUAAAGAACAUUGGGUGAAGUAUUGACCAUUUAUCGAGCCACUCGUUCACGCGUUAUCGAUGAUGUGGCGAUUCUUCCUCUAUUUUGCAUUAGUUGGUUGAUUGUAGAAAAUAGUAUUUAGUAGAAACAAAACAUAUGCUAGUGAGUUAUGAUCAACAAAUUAUAUUACAACGGAAUCAUUAUCCCGAAUAGAUAUGUUAUUCGACAAAAUCUUACUUGGCGGAUGGGUAGACGCAUGGAGUCUCCUAAGUACGAGUGUUGAAUAGAUCGUAUUCUUUCUAUAGGUAAGCAGAUAUAAUUCAUAGGCUUUGAUGAUUCAGUUUUAAACAAAUCACUCUGAUGGCAGGAGGCAAUUGAUAAUGUAAUUAUUAGGUAAGACAAAAGGUACGAACGAUAGGCACGACUGAUCGUAGGGCGGAAUGAUGAUUAAUCUAAGGUUGACAUGGCACCGUUAGAUCGAUAUUUAAAAAGUUGAUUCAUUCGGUGCACUGGCAACUCAGAACUAUGUAUAUUAGAUGAAAAGGUGUAAUUAUCACAAAAAUUAGAAAGUUGGUAAAAUGUGACGAUAGAUGGUUUUGAUGUUACAACAUCCGUAGAGUGUUGAUAGAAAAGUUGAAAACGAUACGAGUUACAAUAUUAUUUAUUGAUUUGGACUGUU